Messenger RNA from Nanorana parkeri, 2203 nucleotides. RefSeq names its product family with sequence similarity 117 member B (gene FAM117B). The transcript is spliced from 11 exons. The record is from RefSeq and is a predicted model, not a curated record. Lineage: Eukaryota; Metazoa; Chordata; Amphibia; Anura; Dicroglossidae. Bases 224 to 1969 code for a protein of 581 amino acids.
AGGCUAGAGUGAUGGUGGGCGUGACGCAGGCGCGCAGGGUGUUGUGUUGUCUCCGGCCAGAACUGCUGCGCGCGCCACAGGUGCAGCCGCCGUUACACCGAGCGCGUGCACGGUGUGCGAUUUCCAGCCCGUGCCCUGUGCGGCACGUAUAAGCUCUUCCGGUCGUUCUUUGGUCGUUGUGCUGCCAACAUCCUCUGUAAAACUGCCUGCAGCGGAGUGGGAGAUGUCCCAGCAGUGGGUGAGGAGAAAUGGCUCCCCCACACCUCCGGUCAACCCCGCUGGCGCCGGUACAGGCAAUGCGUCGGGGGGCCGCCUUCAGCCUAUGCGAGCCACGGUUCCCUUUCAGCUAAAGCAACACGGCAGCCCUACACGGGUGAAUAACAACAACGGGGCCGCCCUUCGCCCUCCUUCCCGGAGCAGCAGUCCUACUAGAGGGAAUGGAUCGAAUGGCAACGGCGUGGAGUCUCCCCCGGCGGUGACCAGCGCCAGAGGAAGCCCCACCGUGUCCACCCAAACAGGGGCGUCACCCCCCCGUGGGCAUCACCACCACCAUCACUCCCACCAUCACCACCACCAUCAUCAGCAGCACCACAGCAACCAGCAGCCUGGAGCCGGCUCCCCGACCUCCAGCAGCCCAGCUGUAGACUCCAGCACACCGGGCGUACCGUCAUCGUCCUCCCCUUCUCCUGUGGGCAGGCCAGGCUGGCAGCAGAGGAGCUCCCCAGAGAGCAAAAGCCCGAGCUCCCCGAAAGGCCCUAAGGUUUCCCCACCUUCCUGCUCCGAUCCUCCAGCACUGAGUCGGACGGCACUGACACUUGAUACUCUUGCUGCUCCUUACCUCUCCGGUCAAUGGCCCAGGGACCAUGGGCAGACUGCUCCAUGCAUGUGUGACAAGUCUACACAGACAGAAAGUGCUUGGGCCGAGGAGUAUGCUGAAAAGAAGAAAAGCUCUCACAAGCGAUCUGCAUCCUGGGGCAGCAAUGAGCAGCUGAAAGAGAUUGCCAAGUUACGUCAGCAACUUCAAAGAAGUAAACACAGCAGCAGACACCAUCGGGAUAAGGACAGACAGUCUCCUUUUCACGGCAACCACACGGCAAUUAACCAGACAUCUAUGUCCAAGAAUGUACUCACUCCAAUGACUAUACCUAUUACAAAGUCAUCUGGGUCCAGAUUUCGGAAUAGCGUAGAGGGGCUGAACCAGGAGGUGGAGAUUAUCAUUAAAGAAACUGGAGAGAAGGAAGAACAGCUUAUGCAUGGAGAAUGCUCAGGCCUUCCUGAUGUCAAUGGGAACAUUACAAUGAUUUUCCAGCAUCUGCAUCUUCAGCCACAAGAUAUCCCCGAUGGACACCGUGCUCCGCCACCACUUUCCCUUCGGAGUGUAGAUACUCAAACACCUGGAAAUGACUGCAGUAACAGCAGCAGCCGCGCACAAUCCAUAUCUCCUGCUUCGUUCAUUACCAUAUCAAAUGAUUGUACUGAGGAAAGCCCAUGUUCAGCUGAGGACACACUAGCAGAUCCCAGAGACAAAGAAAAUGGAAAUCAUUCUCCUCUUCCCAAGUACGCUACAUCUCCAAAACCAAAUAACAGCUACAUGUUCAAGAGAGAGCCACCUGAGGGCUGUGAGAGGGUGAAAGUGUUUGAAGAAGGCUUGCCGAAGCCCCUGCAAGAAAUCCCACAAUUCUAUUGUCCGGACAAGAACAAAGUGAACUUUAUUCCAAAGAGUGGCUCUGCCUUCUGCCUUGUCAGCAUCCUGAAGCCUCUUCUGCCCAAUCAGGAAUUUACCUUCAAAGGCACCAACCACAGUUUGACCGUGCCUUCAGUUAUCCCUCCAUCAUUGGUUCAGAAUUUCAGCAUGGCCUCCAUAUCAUCCAACAUGGAACAGGAGCGCAGUUCUCGCGGUACAAACACACUUGUAUCACCAAUGUCUCUACUGCACCCCACCGGCCAGAUCGAUGAGGAAGAUGACUGAAUCUGGGCUAUCUUUCUCUGAGCUGGAGGACUGCACUGAUUUCAUAAUACUCUGGAUGCAGUAUUUGCCAUAAACUUAUUUCAUUACUGACUGUAUUUCUCAAUUUGAACGAACAGCAUGCCUUACCAUUGAUGGUAUUGAGAUGAAUUGAUCUGCUCAGUGUCUGAUAAUGGAAAGGGCUUUCAUUGUUAGCCUUUUGUCACUUUUUUUUGUUUUAAAAUCUGACUCUUGCUG